GUGAUGUGUGCAGUUAAAAAUCGCAUCGUGAGUUAGCAGCCUAAACGGCUCUUAGUGUUUCGGCUUAUCUCUAAUAUUCAUAUUUAUUGUACCUACUGACAUGUUUUGCAGUAUCAGUCGCCACUGACACACCAAACUUGCAACACGUUAAAUUACAACGCACAAAAAUUACGUGAAUAAAGUUAGUGUACGAAAUACUUGUAUUACAAGAUAACAUAAAAAUGCAAAAUGAAAAUGGUGAGGCUGCAACACCUGCUAAACGGCCAUUGCUUGACCCAAACGUGAGCGGCAACGGGGCAACAGAACAAGUCGACCGGGACGCGAGACUGGUGAGAAUGUUCUGCGAAAGCUUGUUCUCCUACAAUAUUAUAGAUGAUAGAAGUUGGCAAAACUUUUUCAAAUAUGAAUUCCCAAAUUAUCAAAUGCCGUCUGUGAGAACGUUCUUAGCGAGACUCGUUCCGGCUCAGUACAAUAAAGAAAGAAACACAUUGAUAACCAUGUUGCAAUCUGUGAAACACCUCGCAGUCACAAUAAACCUUUGGAAGAUCGGAGUGACGGAGCGCAGGCGCGGCCGGAGCGUGUACAGUGUCACCAUACAUUUUAUACACAAAGGAAAGCUUAUCCACCAAUAUUUGUUCACAAAACCUAGCGUAAGAAACGACGAUAACAUAGUGACAAUAUUAAAAGAAGAGUUAACCCGAUGGAACGUCUAUAACAAGAUCGUGCUCUGUGUUGCUAGUCGCGCUAUAUCUGCAAAGCUUUACGGCUUACAUAAGAACUUCCACACAUGUGUAGCUAGCUCCAUACAAGUAAUUUUGAAACCGCUUUUUGACGAAAUAGAGAAAAGAAUACUAUCAAACCAGAACCCCCAGAAGAAGAAAGAUCCGUUUACUUGGCAUAGUCAAUACUUAAUGUUGAAAAAUAUUGCUGAAAGUGUAAAUGAUAUCAACGACGAGAAGAAGAUAUUUGAGGAAUACAUUAAACUUUUAAAACCGUUCGAAGAUCUCACAAAAAUGCUGUCUAUUGAGCAAUAUCAGAGUCUAUCGUACGUCAUCCCCAUCUUAGCUGGUUUAAAAUCACAAUUAAAUGAGUGCCCUCUUAGAACGGAUUUGGCAAUUCAAUGGAAGAAGGUACUUGUGCGAGAAGUAUCUUCUUUGUUCGAGGAAUCCGUCGUCAGCAAUAAACAUGUGGCAACAUUCUUGGAUCCCAGGUUUAAGGACGCAUUCUUCGUAGAUACAAACAUGGCAAAGUCUGUGCGAGAUAAGGUCAUUAACGAAAUAGAAGAUUAUGGUAGAUCCAGUUUAAAUAACAACAGUCAAGUCACUACAGACAUUCCCUCCACGUCUUCUGCACCAGAUCCUCAGAGAGCAGUUCCAGUAAAUUCAGUCAACCACACAGAGACAAAUGAAAACAGUUUGCUAAAGUAUUUAGACAGCAGGUUACUGGCUACACCCCUAACGAAUACUUUAUCUGCUGGAUUGAAGGUAGAACGAUAUAUCGACUUGGAUCGCUUAGGUCGAGGAGAAGAUCCUUAUAUGUAUUGGGAGCAGCUUGGAGAUAUACCUAAGUACAAAGAGUUGUUCGAUAUGUCACAGAAGUAUUUGUGCAUGCCUGCCACCGCGGUGCCGGUCGAAACAGUGUCUGGAGAGUACAUUUGGAAUCCGCACAUCAAAGUCGAUGAUUAUAAUGAUCGGAAAAAUUGCAUGGAAGCUGAAAAAUUUAAUGAAAUAUUAUUUUUGCACAGUUUUUACUCGAGAACUUCAGACAAUUAAAUGGAAUACACUGCCUCGUCCUCGAACAGUCGUGAUGAGUUAUUCGUAAGUGCUGAUCGUCUUUCUUGUCGGAGAUCUUUAAUAACUUAAAUAUUUUCACUAACCAUUCUAAAUAUAACAUUGCAUAGAUUUGUCUCAAUAACAUUUUAUAUUAAAAUUAAGAUAACGUAUAUGUAUGAUAAUCUUUCGCUCUAAAAUUACUGAGCAAGAUCGAAUACAAUCACAGCCUGUACUUAUAUGUACAUUCAUUCCUCUCAGUUAAUUCCGGCAUUUCUUUUAGAGUACUCAGAUAGCAAAUACCAGGUUUUGUUUUUAUAUAAUCCUGACUUGUAAAAGUGUUUUUAUGGUGUAGUUGCAAAUAAAUUAAUUGUUCAUUGUUUUAAUUAUAGUUUGAAAGAACAAAAGCCUUCUGCGAAAGAACUCCACAGUUUUAAUGAUAAUGUGACUGUUUAUAAAUAGGCUAAUGAUUUUUGACUGUGCUAACAUAGUGAUCAGAUAGCUAAAACUGUCUAUGACAUAUAAUAUUUAAAUAUUUAAUAAUAUUGUUUUUCUUUUGUAACUUUUUCAUAAUAUAAUUUAUUAUUAACAA
This is a messenger RNA of Spodoptera exigua (beet armyworm), 2361 nucleotides long. The record is from the annotation of a GenBank genome assembly. NCBI's taxonomy places the organism in Eukaryota, Metazoa, Arthropoda, Insecta, Lepidoptera, Noctuidae.